Messenger RNA from Gongylonema pulchrum, 531 nucleotides. The record is from the annotation of a GenBank genome assembly. NCBI's taxonomy places the organism in Eukaryota, Metazoa, Nematoda, Chromadorea, Rhabditida, Gongylonematidae.
AUGAAGAGUAAGUACAAACGCACACAUGCAACUCCUCAUCAAACAUCUGCGAGUGCCCUUGAGGCAGCACAAUUAUUAAAAGCAGAGAGUAUCCGCUACCAUUUACUGGAGCUCGCAAAAUCACACAACGAAGAUCGCACCGUCAGUAAGAACCCGAAACUGAUUAAUUUAAAUAAUCAAAAGGAUGAGUCGAUAGUGGAUAAAUUGUACGCAAACAGCCAGCUCCAAAUUGAGGGUCGACCGCACUGCUGGCACAAAGUGUUAUUUAAAAUUGUUGAGGAACGAGUGCAACAACGGGUGGAGGCCUUCCAGAUAGAAGACAGAAAGUUAAACAAAAACUGGGUCACAAGGAAUUUGGAAAUAUGUCGUCUGUACAUAGUGGAAGACCUGUACGCAGCUAAACACUUUCUACGUAUUUUCCCUAAAGAGCAUCAACUUUACAAUAAUUUCGUGAUCACCGAAAUUGCGAGAGGCGAGUUGAACAAACGUGAAUUGGUGCAGCUUCUCAGUUGGAUUAGGCUCUAUCCGUAG